Molecule: messenger RNA, 3120 nt
Organism: Copidosoma floridanum
Lineage: Eukaryota; Metazoa; Arthropoda; Insecta; Hymenoptera; Encyrtidae
Product: putative multidrug resistance-associated protein lethal(2)03659
Biological process (GO): transmembrane transport
Cellular component (GO): membrane
Molecular function (GO): ATP hydrolysis activity; ATP binding; ABC-type transporter activity
Source: RefSeq, a predicted model, not a curated record
AUGUUUAUUGCUGAAGGAUACAAGGCAUUACGAUUAAGCAAAAUGGCACUUUCUGAUACUGCACCUGGAAAAAUUGUGAAUCUUAUGGCUAAUGAUGUCAACCGAUUCGACAUGGUCAUGUUGACCCUGCACCAUUUGUGGAGUGGACCACUUCUAAGCUUCAUCAUAGCUUACAUACUGUAUCAAAAAGCGCAAAUUCCAGCCUUGAUCGGUAUGUCCGUGUUGAUGGUUGUCAUUCUUAUUCAAGUGGGCUUUGGCAAAUUGACUUCCAAAUUUCGUCUACAAACUGCCAUUAAAACAGAUGAGCGUGUCCGUUUGAUAAACGAAAUAGUAUCAGGCGUGCAGGUGAUAAAAAUGUACGCCUGGGAGAAGCCGUUCUGUACCCUAGUGGAACUGGCUCGCAGACUCGAGCUAAGGAUUGUGCGCAAAACAUCGUUUCUCCGGGGGAUUUUUAUGACAUUUUUUUUGUUCACUACACGAGCAGCAUUGUACUGUACCCUCGUUUCAAUGUUUCACUACGGCGAGCCUCUGACUGCUGACAAAAUUUUCGUGUUUGCCUCAUUCUAUGAUUUAGUAGCUAAUUCGAUGACAUUGAUGUUCGCCAGAGGUUUUGCCGAAAUAGCUGAGUGCAGGGUGUCUGUAAACAGGAUACAGUCCUUUAUGCUUCUAGAAGAGUUUAAAACAGGAAACGUAACGAAAAUUAUCGGCACAACUGAUACAGAAAAGAGUCAUAAUCUGGUUAUCAAAGACAUGGAGAACAAAGUGGUACUGGAAAACGCUGCCAAUGGAAAGUACGGAAGUGUACCAGAGAUUGAUAACACGAUCGGAAACAAUCGACAAACCUGGUCUGUGUCAAUGGAAAACGUAACAGCUAAGUGGAACCCUGAAUCGUCGGACAAUACUUUGGAAAACAUAAAUCUCCAUCUGAACGAGGGUAAACUGUACGCAGUAAUUGGUGUCGUAGGUUCGGGAAAGAGUUCGUUACUUUCUUCUGUUCUGGGCGAACUCAAUAUUAUCAAGGGAGACAUCAAGAUCCAAGGUAGGGUGAGCUACGUCAGUCAGGAUGCUUGGGUCUUUGGCUCGAGUGUGCGUCAAAACAUCCUCUUUGGCCAAGAAUUCGAUAGACAAAGGUAUCAACGGGUAGUGAAGGCCUGCUCACUGUACAAAGAUUUUGCACAGUUUCCGGAAGGUGAUCAUACAAUUGUAGGCGAGAGGGGGAGUUCGUUGUCUGGGGGACAGAAAGCCAGAGUGAACUUAGCUAGAGCCAUCUACAGACAAGCCGAUAUUUACUUGCUGGAUGACCCCCUAAGUGCGGUCGACGCCCACGUGGGAAAACACUUGUUCGAUGAGUGUAUAAGACGAUAUCUGCGAGGUAAAACUCGAAUUUUAGCAACGCAUCAGCUUCAAUUCGUAAAAGACGUGGAUGGUAUUAUUCUUCUGGAGGAAGGAAAAAUAAAAUAUUUUAAGAAUUAUCAUAAACUACUGAAGGCGUACCCUGAAUAUGGAAGUCUGAUUACCACUGAUCUGGAGGAGAAUUUCAAUGAGGACGAAUCCAAUAAAAUAUCUGAUUUAAGAAGACGAUUUUCUUCUACAAGAAGUAAGGUAAAUAUUAUUAUAGUAUCUGCAAGUGAAUACGUCAAUGUUGCUGACAAAAAUCAUGAUUCAAGAAAUCUAUCAGAUGUCAUGGAAGCUACUUCGAAAGGAGCCGUAAAAGGAAAUAUAAUUUCACAGUAUUUUCUUUCGGGUUCUAAUUUUUGCAUGAUGGUUACCAUGAUUGUACUGUUUCUUCUGACCCAGAUUUUCGUGAGUCUAACCGAUUUAACUGUUUCUGCAAUCGUCAACACUGAAGAGUUGCGAAUUUUCAGUAACUCACGUGAAAGCAAUAUCAGCAGCCCUAGAGAAAACAAAACAUUUGACGUAACAGCUGACAGUAAAUCCUACCCCACAAUAUAUUACAUUUACUUUUAUACUUUUUUGAUCCUAUCAAUUUUCGUGGUUGGCCUGACGCGUUCAUUUUUGUACUACAUACUCUGUCUACGAAGUAGCAAGCGUUUGCAUAAUUCUGCGUUUGCUGCAAUUAUUCGAUCAAGUAUGCAUUUCUUCGAUACGAAUCCAAGUGGGCGAAUUCUGAAUCGAUUUUCAAAAGAUACGACUGUAAUGGAUGAAUUGUUACCCAAAGCUAUGCUGGAUGCUACUCAGGUUUUACUGGUAAUAACCAGUUCCCUUGUGCUUACCUGUAUAGUUAAUCCAAUAUUUUUGGUUCCUGCAGUUAUUAUUGGUUUCAUAAGCUACUGUUUAAAAAGGAUAUAUCUCAAGACUAGCAAAAACAUCAAACGUCUGGAGGGCAUAACUCAUUCACCAGUGUUCACUCAUCUAAAUGCCACUUUAAGUGGCAUAUCAACAAUUAGAGCUUAUGAAGCCCAAAUUGUCUUAAAGUCAGAAUUCGAAAAAUUUCAAGACGUUCAUACUUCUACAUGGUACAUGUAUACUGUAUGCACCAUCGCCUACGCCUUUGCCUUGGAUUUAUUCACAUUUAUCUUCAUAACUUUUAUUACGCUUGCGUUCUUAAUUUUUCGGGACCACUUUAACGGAGGUGAGGUAGGUCUGGCUUUUACCCAGAUAUUGGCUCUAUCCCGUCUAGUACAAUGGGGAAUGCGACAAAGUGCUGAGGUAACGAAUCAAAUGAUGUCUGUCGAAAGAAUCUUGGAAUACACGCAGAUACCCCCGGAAACGAAUUUGCCGGAUGCCGACAAUACUACCAAAGGAAAAAAAAUAAAAACAAAGAACCAAAAAACCUUGACGGUACAACUUUUCGUACCACCUAAAGACUGGCCCCAUGAUGGCGCCGUCGAAUUCAAGAAUGUCUUCAUGAGAUACGCUGACAAUGAGCCACCCGUACUCAAAGACUUAGAUUUCCACAUCAACCCAUCGGAAAAGGUGGGAAUCGUGGGAAGGACCGGAGCUGGUAAAUCAUCGCUGAUCUCGGCAAUGUUCAGACUAGCUCCAUUAGAAGGUACAAUAGAGAUUGACGGAGUUGAUACGGGAACGAUAUCGCUGGAGGACUUGCGGAGUCGGGUGUCGAUAAUUCCUCAGGACCCCGUACUUUUCUCCGGCANAUAA